AUGGGCUCCCACCAGCAGAAGGGCGACGGCCAGGGGAUGUCUGAGCAGUCCGGAGGCAGCGGAGGAUACCAGAGCCAGGGAUCGUCCUGCCACGGAGGAGGAGGCGGCUGCUGCGGCGGCGGCGGCGGCAGCGGUGGCGGUGGCGGAUCAGCCCAGAAGAUCAUUAUCAGCUCUGGCGGCGGAGGAGGAGGAGGAGGAGGUGGAUCCUCUGGGUGCUGCGGUGGAGGAUCCGGUGGUGGAUCCUCAAAGAGCAUGAUGGGAGGUGGAGGUUCUUCUGGAUGCUGCGGUGGAGGUUCCAGUGGUGGAUCUUCAAAGAGCAUGAUGGGAGGUGGAGGUGGAUCCUCUGGAUGCUGCGGUGGAGGAUCCGGCGGCGGAUCCUCAAAGAGCAUGAUGGGAGGUGGAGGCGGAUCCUCUGGAUGCUGCGGAGGAGGAUCCGGUGGUGGAUCUUCAAAGAGCAUGAUGGGAGGUGGAGGUGGAGGUUCUUCUGGAUGCUGCGGUGGAGGUUCCAGUGGUGGAUCUUCAAAGAGCAUGAUGGGAGGCGGAGGAGGAGGAGGUGGAUCCUCUGGGUGCUGCGGUGGAGGAUCUGGCGGCGGAUCCUCAAAGAGCAUGAUGGGAGGUGGUGGUGGUGGUGGUGGUGGAUCCUCUGGAUGCUGCGGAGGAGGAUCCGGUGGUGGAUCCUCAAAGAGCAUGAUGGGUGGUGGAGGUGGUGGUGGAUCCUCUGGAUGCUGCGGUGGAGGUUCCAGUGGUGGAUCUUCUGGGAUGAAGAUCAUAAUGGGAGGUGGAGGUGGUGGUGGUGGUGGAGGUUCUUCUGGAUGCUGCGGUGGAGGAUCCGGUGGUGGAUCCUCAAAGAGCAUGAUGGGAGGUGGAGGUGGAUCCUCUGGAUGCUGUGGUGGAGGUUCCAGUGGUGGAUCUUCAAAGAGCAUGAUGGGAGGUGGAGGUGGAUCCUCUGGAUGCUGUGGUGGAGGUUCCAGUGGUGGAUCUUCAAAGAGCAUGAUGGGAGGCGGUGGUGGUGGUGGAGGCGGAUCCUCUGGAUGCUGCGGAGGAGGAUCCGGUGGUGGAUCCUCAAAGAGCAUGAUGGGAGGUGGAGGUGGAGGUGGUGGUGGAUCCUCUGGAUGCUGCGGUGGAGGAUCCGGUGGUGGCAGUGGGGGAUCAGCCCAGAAGAUCAUCAUCAGCUCUGGCGGCGGAGGAGGAGGAGGAGGCUCCUCCGGGUGCUGCGGUGGCGGAUCCGGCGGCGGAUCCUCAGGAGGGAAAAUCAUCAUGGGAGGGGGAGGCGGUGGCGGAUCCUCCGGGUGCUGCGGUGGCGGAUCCGGCGGCGGCGGCGGCUCCUCGGGCCAGACCAUCAUCAUCAGCUCUGGAGGCGGCGGCGGGGGCUCGUCCCAGCAGAAAUGUCCCAUGGUCAUCCCCAGCGUGGUGUCCCACCAGACCAAGCAGAGCUCCCACUGGCCCUGCCAGCAGAAGUAA
Messenger RNA from Hirundo rustica (Barn swallow), 1461 nucleotides. RefSeq names its product loricrin-like. NCBI's taxonomy places the organism in Eukaryota, Metazoa, Chordata, Aves, Passeriformes, Hirundinidae. Bases 1 to 1461 code for a protein of 486 amino acids. The record is from RefSeq and is a predicted model, not a curated record. The transcript has 3 exons.